AUGAAGCAAAAUUUCUUCAGGUACCUCCCAUCAGAGAUCCUCAUCGAUAUCUUGUUGGGACUCUCUCUCGAAAAUAUUGCAACUUGCAAAUGCGUGUGCAAAUCGUGGCUCAGUCUCAUUGAGACUGACUAUUUUUCUAAGUCACAUCUUUCUAAAUCCGCCCCCGUCCUUGUGGUCUCGAUACCGUCUACAAAUUCAAAUUGGUUCAAUGUUUUCAAAUUGGAAGAGAAGCCCAAACGCAAGCCGAAUCCAAUCACCAAGUUUGAUUUCCCCCAAGCAUCAACAAUACAAGGUUCUUCCAACGGUUUGCUUCUUCUGAAAAAUCCUUUUCGCGAUCAUCUUUAUGUAUGUAAUCCUAUCACCCGUGAAUUUGUUGAGCUCCGUGGCCGUCUUACUCGCCCUCGAGAAGAUUGUUAUGGAAUUGGAGUGAGCAGAAUAAGCGGACAACAUAAGGUUGUCUAUCUCAACCCUACCUACGACGGAUGUCAUGUAUACACUCUUGAAUCAGGUUCUUCAUGGAGACGCGUUGAAGGUGUUAUCCCCUCGUUUGAUUGUUGUCACAGCUCCGUUGCUGCAUUUGUUAGUGGCAAUCUCUAUUGGUUUGUUUCAAAAUUUAGGAAGCCCCCUUACGUUUGCUGCUUUGAUCUUGAGACAGAAUGUUUUAGCACUUUCUCUCCACCAAUUGAAUGUCUCAAGAGAAACAACGUUAACAAGGGAAUGUUGUGUACUUUAGGAGAUUGUCUGUGUUUUUGUGAUGACGAACCAGAAUUUAAAGGUGACUAUUAUCACGUGAUCUGGUUGCUGAAGGAAUAUGAAUUAGUUGAGAAAAGUUGGUGCAAGGUAUCUGCUGGCAAUUAG
This is a messenger RNA of Salvia hispanica, 858 nucleotides long. The record is from RefSeq and is a predicted model, not a curated record. NCBI's taxonomy places the organism in Eukaryota, Viridiplantae, Streptophyta, Magnoliopsida, Lamiales, Lamiaceae.